CUAGCGGUGCAAACGGUGGCAACAUCAACCGGCAUCUUCCCAUUUGUCAGUUUGCUGUUGUUGUCUUUUGACGUGUCUUUUUGAAAAAAAAAUUUAAACGCGAUUUUAAAAAAUGUGCGACGAAGAAGUAGCUGCAUUAGUCGUAGACAACGGUUCUGGAAUGUGCAAAGCUGGUUUUGCCGGAGAUGACGCUCCUCGUGCAGUUUUCCCUUCCAUCGUAGGACGUCCCAGGCAUCAAGGAGUUAUGGUAGGCAUGGGCCAAAAAGACUCAUACGUAGGUGAUGAAGCUCAAAGCAAACGAGGCAUCCUUACUUUAAAAUAUCCAAUUGAACAUGGAAUUGUUACCAACUGGGAUGAUAUGGAAAAAAUCUGGCAUCAUACUUUUUAUAAUGAAUUGCGUGUUGCCCCAGAAGAACAUCCAGUUCUUUUGACUGAAGCCCCAUUAAACCCAAAAGCAAAUAGAGAAAAAAUGACUCAAAUUAUGUUUGAAACUUUUAACACUCCUGCAAUGUAUGUAGCAAUCCAAGCAGUACUUUCUUUGUAUGCAUCUGGCCGUACCACUGGUAUUGUUUUGGAUUCAGGAGAUGGUGUCUCUCAUACAGUCCCAAUAUAUGAAGGUUACGCUUUGCCUCAUGCUAUUUUGCGUUUAGAUUUAGCUGGUCGUGACUUGACUGAUUAUUUAAUGAAAAUAUUAACCGAGCGUGGAUAUUCAUUUACUACAACAGCUGAAAGAGAAAUUGUGCGAGACAUUAAAGAAAAACUCUGCUAUGUUGCUUUGGACUUUGAGCAAGAAAUGGCAACAGCUGCUAGUUCAAGCUCUUUGGAAAAAAGCUACGAACUUCCUGAUGGCCAAGUAAUCACCAUUGGAAAUGAACGUUUUAGAUGCCCUGAGGCCCUUUUCCAGCCCUCAUUUUUAGGCAUGGAAGCUUGCGGUAUCCACGAAACAACUUACAAUUCAAUAAUGAAGUGCGAUGUUGACAUCAGAAAAGACUUAUAUGCCAAUACAGUACUUUCUGGAGGUACUACAAUGUAUCCAGGCAUUGCUGACCGUAUGCAAAAAGAAAUCACCGCUCUGGCUCCUUCCACAAUGAAAAUAAAAAUCAUUGCUCCACCAGAAAGGAAAUACUCCGUAUGGAUUGGUGGGUCUAUUUUGGCCUCUUUAUCCACUUUCCAACAAAUGUGGAUUUCCAAGCAAGAGUACGACGAGUCUGGACCGUCUAUUGUUCACAGAAAAUGUUUUUAAUUUCAUGCAUUCCAAUAAUAAUUGCUUUUUCUUGAAUUUUGGGUCACAGAAUUGACCAAUAAUACAGUAUUAAAAUAAUUUGCAUAAUUCAAUAAACCAAACAAGUAUGGAAUAAUUAAUUUGAAAACCCU
Ceutorhynchus assimilis (cabbage seed weevil) is the source of this 1374-nucleotide messenger RNA. Lineage: Eukaryota; Metazoa; Arthropoda; Insecta; Coleoptera; Curculionidae. The record is from the annotation of a GenBank genome assembly.